This is a messenger RNA of Oncorhynchus masou masou (cherry salmon), 13247 nucleotides long. RefSeq names its product dachsous cadherin-related 1b (gene dchs1b). The transcript has 28 exons. The record is from RefSeq and is a predicted model, not a curated record. Gene Ontology annotation, biological process: homophilic cell-cell adhesion. Gene Ontology annotation, cellular component: plasma membrane. Bases 1 to 8427 code for a protein of 2808 amino acids. NCBI's taxonomy places the organism in Eukaryota, Metazoa, Chordata, Actinopteri, Salmoniformes, Salmonidae. Gene Ontology annotation, molecular function: calcium ion binding.
AUGACAGGUCAAGCCAUGCAGGUGUCGAUAAUCCAGAGUGGUAGAGCAAAGGUACAAGACGGCAUGCAGGCUCAGGGGCAGGUCAGGCAGAGGUCGGUAAUCCAGAGUAGGGGCAACGGUACAGGAGAGCAGUCCUACUUGGUGGACAACUCCAGUGGUCACGUCUCACUGAGACUUCCUUCCACCAGACUGAUAGAGGGCCCGACCUGGGCCCCCGGGCCCCGGGUGAUGCUCUGUUCCUGUGUGGGCACAGGGGGGGCCAUCCAGACCUUCAGUCAGAAUGCAGAGCCAAAAAGAGUGGAUACCGCAGUGACAGCGACAGACGCGGACGGAGGCUCCUUCGGCUCCAUCAGUUACUCUCUGGGGUCAGGCAUCAACAGUGCUGUCCCCUCCCAGUUCUCUGUAGGGAAGGAGACAGGACAGAUCUGUACCAACGUGGCUCUGGACAGGGAUCAGGGACCAACCAGCUAUGACUUUACCGUCACCGCCGUGGACGGGGGCGGUCUGAAUUCCAUGGCCUAUGUCAGGGUUGACCUGCUGGACAUCAACGACAACAGACCAGUCUUCUACCCUGUGAUCUACGCCGUCAGCCUCAGCUCCCAGAGUGCACCUGGCACCUCUGUCGUCAAGGUUACGGCCCUUGACCCCGACACUGGGGAGAACGGGAGGGUCACGUACCGAACCGUCCCCGGGGGCAACUCCCCCUUCUUCACUCUCAACAAAGACACAGGUGUGAUCUCCUUGUCCCGGUCGCUGCACGGCAAGGCCAACACGGUGAUCCCCAUGGUGGUUUCAGCCCAGGACGGAGGGGGUCUGGCAGCACUGGUCAACGCCCGGGUCAACAUCAGUGUGGUGGCAGGCCUGGUGGCGCCCCCGGUGUUCGAACACAGCCAGUACAGCUUCACUGUGUCUGAAGAUGUACUGCGUGGGACUGAGGUUGGCAUCGUACAGGCCAUCAGUAAGAACGGCGUCCUCAGUAAGGACAUCCUGUACAGCAUCUCCUCUGGAGACCCUGCUGGCUACUUCACCGUGGACCCAGAGAGCGGAGCCCUGCGGACCAGCCUUCCUCUGGACCACGAGGCCCAGCCUUCUCUAACCCUGGAGCUCCAGGCUCGUAGCGGCAGCCCCCCUGCCUUCGGUCAGACCCACGUCCACAUCACAAUCCAGGACAUCAACGACAACACUCCUGUCUUCCUGCCCUCUUCUUCCGAGUCUCUCCUCCUCCCGGAGCAAACAAAGAUGGGGACCAUGGUCUACCGCGUCCAGGCCCAAGACCGGGACUCCGGUAUCAAUGGCCAGGUGACCUUUGACCUUUCCUCCACCGCAACCUCAAGCGGAGGUCAAAGAACCUUUUCCAUGGAGCGCAGUACAGGGGAGAUCCGGCUGGUCGGCGAGCUGUCGUACGACGUAACGCCGCGUUACGACCUGACGGUGACAGCUAAAGAUGGCGGCGCUCCCCAGCUGAGCUCUACCAUGAUGCUUGUGGUGCACGUCCAGGCGGAGAACGACCACGGUCCCGUGUUCGACACCCUGACCUACCGCGUGGAGCUGAGGGAGAACACCCCGCUUAGCACAUGCUUCCUACAGGUGCGAGCUCUGAGCCGGGACACCGCGGGUUCAGGGUCCUCCUCUCCACUGGCAUUCCACCUGAGACCUGAUGGAGACGCAGCAGGGUUUGGCAUCGCAGUAGACAGCGGCUGGCUGUUUGUGAAGAGUGCCCUGGACAGAGAGGUGAAGGACAUGUACAUGUUGAUGGUUCUGGCCACGGCAGGCCACGGGCAGCUGAAGAAGACGGGCAGUGCCACAGUGAGGGUGUCGGUGACCGAUGAGAACGACAACUCUCCCCGUCUGAUCCAGGCGAGGGCUUUCCUGGCCGUGAGAGAGAACCUUCCGGCGGGUUCAGGUUUCGGACGGGUGCUGGCUACGGACCGAGACACGGGCCUCAACGGCAGGCUCAGUUACAGACUUUUACACCCAGACAGACACUUCCAGAUCAACUCACACACAGGUGAGAUCAGUACCCGUGUAGGUCUGGACAGGGAGCAGCAGAGUAGUUACCAGGUGUUGUUGGUGGUCCAGGAUGGAGGUACUCCCCCCCGCAGCGCUACAGGGACAGCCUUCAUCACCGUCCUGGAUGAGAACGACAACACUCCCUCCUUCAGACACAGCCAGCCUGGCAAAGGACUGACCAUGCAGGUGGUGGAGGGCCAGGCAUCAGGUUUACUGCUGGGGAAAGUACAGGCCAAGGACCCCGAUGAGGGAGAGAACGGCACUGUGUACUACUCCAUGUCAGGUCCCAGAGCAGAGCGUUUCUCUCUGAACCCCACUACAGGUGAACUGCGUUCCUCCUCUCCUCUGAGUCGCUCUGACAGAGCUGAGUACAGCUUCACUGUGACCGCCACUGACCGAGGCCAGCCAUCUCACAGCGCUACCUGUACACUACACAUACAGGUCCAGAGUGUGAGCAGAGCUCCUUCCAAAGCCAACACCCUCUCCAUGUCCUUUAACUCCGUCGAGGAGGCCAAACCAGGCUCUAUGAUUGGCUCUGUGAGGUCACAUGAUGGCUUUGAGCUCCCUGAGGCCGGUCAGGUGACCUACACGGUGGUGGGCGGGUCAGACCGAGACGGAACGUUCAUGGUGGACCGUCAGACAGGUGACGUGUACCUGGCGAGGGAGCUGGAUUAUGAGCGCUCCGCCCGCUACACACUACAGAUAGAGGUGGAUGACUUCUCCAUGACGUUACCCAGCAGCCACCUGGUGCAGCUAGACAUCGAGGUGGAGGACAGCAACGACCAUGCACCCCGCUUCCCGGGGGACCCCGUUACCGUGGUGAUACCUGAGAACAUGGAGCCUGGGGCGUCCAUCUACACCUUCCAGGCCUCGGAUCAGGACGGAUCAGGGCCCAACAGCCUGCUGACCUACUCCAUCCUGCACCAGUACCCUGACCUCACUGACCUCCUGGUGCUUGACCCUUCCACUGGCAUCCUGACCCUGGCACAGGAACUGGACCAUGAGGUCACUUCCUCCCUUAUCCUGGUCGUCCAGGCAACAGACUCCGCCCUGAAUGCCAGCCAACGGCGCUGGGGCUCGGUGACGGUGAGGGUGUUUGUGACAGAUGAGAAUGACAACGCUCCAGUCUUCAGCUCGCCAUCCGCGGUUAGCGUCAUGGAGGACCAGCCUGUGGGUUUCGUGGUUCUCUACGUUGUGGCGCGAGAUGCCGACCAGGGGGAGAGCGGACGGGUCAGCUACUUCAUCGAGACAGGCAACGCUGGAGGGAUAUUCAGCCUCAACCCUAAUACUGGUUCUCUGUCUAUCCUGAAGGCCAUCGACCGAGAGGAUCAGGACCUGUUGAACCUGACCAUUGUAGCCCAGGACCACGGGGUACCAGCACUCUCAUCCAGCCAGCUGCUGUCUGUCCAGGUCAUCGACGUGAACGACCAGGUGCCCUGGUUCCAGGAGAACCAGUACCAAGCCCAGAUUACAGAGAACCAGCCUGCAGGAAUCACUGUUCUUGUAGUGUCGGCCUCCGACCUGGACCAAGGUACCAAUGGCCAGGUGACAUAUGGAGGCAUCUCUGACGAGGGUUUUAGCAUCCACCCAGCUACAGGUGUUAUAACCACCACUAAAGCCCUGGACAGAGAGGCACAGGAACAAUACACACUGACAGUGUAUGCCCGAGACGGUGGCGUGCCUCCGAACUUUGCCCGGGCGGCAGUGAAGAUCCAGGUGUUGGAUGAGAAUGACAACGCUCCAGCAUUCAGCAGACUGUACUACAGUCUGGAGGUGCCUGAGAACAUGGAGGCUGUUGAGCUUUUCACCCUCAGAGCUAUUGACCUGGACACUGGGGACAGCGGAGGGAUGACCUACAAGAUCACAAUGGGAGACCCGUCAGGUGACUUCCGUGUGGACAGGAAGUCAGGUGUUCUCUCCACCUCCAGACCGCUGGACAGGGAACGUAGGGCCAGGUACAGUCUGACAGUGACAGCCCUUGAUGGGGGCUCUCCGGCCCUCAGCAGCACGGCCACAGUAGAGGUCACUCUCCUGGAUGUCAACGACCACAGCCCCCAGUUCACCAGCCCCAGCUACACCACUGACCUCUCUGAGGAUGUUCCUAUUGGCUCCCUGGUGCUGGAGGUCUCUGCUACUGACCUGGACCAAGGGUCUAACAGCCAGGUGCUGUACUUCCUGUCGCGCGGCUCCCAGGGCAUGUUCACCAUCGACCAGCACACGGGACAUGUCAUCACCACCGCUCCCCUCGACCGGGAACGAACCGCCUCGUACACUUUCCAUGUCUGCGCCACAGACUCGUCCCCCGCCAGCCCUCGCAACUCCACCGCCACGGUCACCGUGUAUGUACAGGACGUGAACGACAACGCUCCAUUCUUCAUCCAGGACCCCCUCGUCAUCAACAUCUCAGCCUCCAGUGUCUCCUCCCAUCGCGUCCUGUCCACCAUGCGGGCAGAGGACCGGGAUUUUGGGGCCAACGGCUCACUGUUCUACCGCUUCGCCAGCCCUGUCCGGGGCUUCACCAUCAACUCUCUGACCGGGGACAUCCAGGCUACAGAGAAGCUGCAGGGACUGACCCAGGGCCAGAGGACUCUGAUUGUAGAGGCUAUGGACCAGGGAAGCCCAGCUCAGUCCUCUCUAGGGGUGGUGGUCAUCUACAUCAGAGAACAGACCUACAGGGGGAUCCGCUUCUCACGCCACGCUAGAGACGUCAGCCUGCAGGAGAACGCCGCCAAAGGUACCGCUGUGGUGCAGACUCAGGCCCAGUACCCUGAUGGAUCCCGUAGUGGGAUCAGUUAUAGCAUCUUCAGCGGCAACACCCUACACUCCUUUGGAAUCAGCUCCUCCACUGGUGAGAUCUGGGUACAGAGCUCCAUGGGGCUGGACUAUGAGGAGACCCCUAGACUCCGCCUAGUGGUGAAGGCUGAAACUGCAUCCUCCAGUUCCUUCAUGGCGGUCAACCUGAUCCUUCAGGACGUCAAUGACAACCUGCCACGCUUCCAGCUGCAGAACUAUGUAGCCUACAUACGAGAGGCACAGGGAUAUCAUUUCCCUAUCAUACAGGUGGUGGCUGAUGACCUGGACCAGGGCCAGAAUGGUCAGGUGACUUACAGCCUGAGGUCGUCGUCUCUCAGCGGUCUGUUCAAGAUCGACCCGCUGACCGGAAGCAUCACCACCGCCGCUAUCAUGGACCGAGAGAUCUGGACACAAACCAAGCUGGUUGUUACGGCAACGGACCGGGGCACACCACGUUUGGCCGGCUCGGCUACCCUCACGGUGAUAAUCGUGGACCUCAAUGACAAUAGUCCUACAAUCCCCUUGCCGCGCGAGAUCAGAGUGCCAGAGAAUACUCUGAUUGGCUCGGUAAUAACCCAGGUGACUGGAAACGACGUUGACUCAGGCCCAGCCCUGUCCUACACCCUCCACCUGGACCCGUCCUCCCAGGGCGUGUUUGGGAUCCACCGCUACGGGGGCGGGGUGUCUCUGACCACCCCUCUGGACUACGAGGAGAGGACCUGGUACACGCUGACUGUCAGGGCUACUGACUCCAAACACCAGACUGAAGCUAACCUCACCAUACUGGUGGAGGAUGUCAAUGAUAACGCUCCUACGUUCACACAGGAUCUUUACCAGGUGAUUCUGGCAGAGCACACCCCAGCUGGCAGUGCAGUUGUCACUGUGACAGCCACGGACCGCGACUCUGGAGAGAACGGCCGUGUCAUGUACAGAGUGAUGUCAUCAACCCGGGACAUCUUCUACAUUGACCCCAGCAAUGGUACCCUGUUCAUCACCCAGCAGGCAGAGUUAGACUCUGAGAACCCUUCUAUCCUGGUGGUAAUAGAGUCCAGAGACAUGGGAACACCAGCCCUCUCCUCCACCGCUACUGUACAGGUCCAGGUGACUGACGUCAACGACAACGCGCCCGUCUUCCACCAAUCAGAGUACAGAGCCACGGUGUCGGAGGACGGCCUCCCGGGCGCCACCAUCCUGACCCUGGAGGCGGCCGACGGCGACACGUCACGCGACAACUGCGGCUUCGACUUCACUAUAGCUAGCGGAAACGCAGGCAAUGCCUUCCAGAUUGAGAGCAGUGUACGCUUCCUAGAAGGACGGGGCUUCCAGACAGUAGGCAGCCUGGUAUUGACCGGUGAGGGGCUGGACUUUGAGGCGGUGUCCAGUUACAACCUGACCGUGGUCGUGUCAGACCGCGGCGUGCCCCAGAGGAGCUCGGCUGUCUCUGCGCUGAUCAGUGUGACGGAUACUAAUGACAACCCUCCGGCGUUCAGCAGGGCAGAGUACAGUGUGGUGGUGAGUGAAGGAGCAGCCACAGGGACUGAGGUCCUCAGCCUGUCUGCAACAGACCCAGACUCCCCGGCCGUAGGGAAGGUGCAGUACCUGAUCAGCUCUGGGGAUGAGACGGGCAUGUUCCAGGUAGACCGCUGGACCGGAGCCCUGAAGCUGCAGAGACCACUGGAUAACGAGAGACAGGCAUCCCAUGUGAUCAUUGUGCAGGCGACAGAUGGACAGGGUCACUAUGCGCUGGCUCCUGUCACUGUGGAGGUGAAGGACAUUAAUGACAACAGACCUUACUUCCCUUUGCCCAUCCUCACCGCCAGCGUCAGAGAGAACCAGCCUCACAACACCCUUGUCACCAUGCUGCACGCCAUCGACCAGGACACGGGAGUCUUCGGACAGCUGAGGUACUACAUGUUGGACAAGACUGGAGAGGGGAAAGACUCCUUCCUGGUCAACCAGACGUCAGGCGAGGUCCGGACUCGCUCCACCUUUGACUUUGAGAAGGUCAACUUGUUCAACUUUGUAGCUCUAGCCAUGGACGCAGGGAACUACUCUGCCACGGUGACCAUCCAGGUGUACGUGAUGGGGGAGGAUGAGUACGACCCUGUGUUCUCCGACUUAGAGUUCUCCUUCCUGGUUCCUGAGGGGGCGAAGAAGGGCCAGAGCAUCGGUCAGGUGACAGCCAGAGACGAGGACGAGGGAGUGGACGGAAUUGUUCUAUACUCCCUAGCUGACCCCUCGCCCUACUUCCAGGUCAAUGCAUCGACUGGUGUGGUCUCCCUGAAGAUGGACAGCCACGUUCGACACAUGAGUAGGGCCAAGAGGGAGGUCCGUGUGAUGACCCUUGACCUGACGGCCCACAGCCCUCUGGAGAGGUCCCGCGUGGCCACGGCCCGCCUCACCGUUGACGUGACAAACACAUCUUUCGGCCUGGUGUCGGACAUGAACCUGCUGCUGGUCAGUGUGAUCGCUGUGUCCCUGGGAGCCAUCCUCAUCCUCAUCUUCAUCGCCAUGUCUCUGUUUUGUGUGAGACUGAGACGUCAGAGGAAGGAGCAGCAGAGUCGCUGCAGACCUCCAGCCUCUCCCGGCCACGGCACCAUGCUACACAAACUAGAGGAGACUAAAGUUACCGACACUGACCGGAACGACCGCAUCUACCAUCAGGCCUUACCAGGGUAUGUUUCCGACCAAACAGGGAGUGGAGGGGGAGGGCCAUACCCCCGCGGGGGCUCCCUGGACCCAUCCCACUCCAGCGGGCGUGGCUCAGCGGAAGCGGCGGAGGACGAUGAGAUCCGGAUGAUCAACGAGUACCCCCGUGUCUCCUCCAUCUCUUCAUCCAUGCAAGAACACAUCUCAGCCCGCGGGCCAGACUCUGGUAUCCAGCAGGACGCUGACCAGCUGUCUGACAUCUCGUGUGAGCCCAACAUUGACGCCAACCAAUGGUUUAAGGCCAAGAAGCUGGCCAAUCUCAGUGGGACUCUGCUGGCUGGGCAGGUGCCUGUCUACAGGGAGGAUGGAGGAGGUUAUCUGGGGGUAGGGAGGGGGCUGAACAUCUCCCACCCUAAAGACUAUGCCUUCCCAGUGGAUGGUAAACCCGCUGUGGAUGGCUCCCUCACAGCCAUAGUGGCCAGUGACGAGGAGCUGAGGGGUAGUUAUAACUGGGACUACCUGCUGAACUGGUGUCCACAGUUCCAGCCAUUAGCAAGCGUCUUCACGGAGAUAGCGAGGUUAAAGGAUGAGACGGCCACUCCUAACCCUCGCAGACCGCUCCAGCACAAAGCCAAGGUGGACCCCAAACCCCCUCGCAUUGACCCCCCGCCCCUAAUCACCUCCAUAGCCCACCCCGGGGCGAAGACAGUCCCGGUCAAGCCUGCUCCUGUCAAGCCCUCUGUGGGGAGGUCCUCCUUCCCCCACCUGUCCUCCCUACGGAGGUCCCCCAUCAGUCACGAGGGCUCCCCCUCCUCAGUAGCCAUGUCCCCCAGCUUUUCCCCCUCCCUGUCCCCCCUGGCCGCCCGCUCCCCGGCCAUCAUACCCUUCGGGGUCACCCAGGGCCCCUCAGCCUCCAUGAUCAGCACCACUGAACACAGCAUGGAGCACAUUGAAGAGGCCGAGAUGAGGAUAUAGACUCUAUCGACUCACAGGUGAGGAUAUAGACUCUAUCGACUCACAGGUGAGGAUAUAGACUCUAUCGACUCACAGGUGAGGAUAUAGACUCUAUCGACUCACAGGUGAGGAUAUAGACUCUAUCGACUCACAGGUGAGGAUAUAGACUCUAUUGACUUACAGGUGAGGAUAUAGACUGUAUCGACUCACAGGUGAGGAUAUAGACUGUAUCGACUCACAGGUGAGGAUAUAGACUCUGUAGACUGAGAUAAGGAUAUAGACUCUAUAGACUCUGAGGUACUGGAGAUUGGAAGACUGAUACUGAGUUAUUGUUCCUCAAAAAACAGAAGUGUUGUCUCAAUUGACACUCUAUUUAGGUUGCAGGGUGGUACCCCUCCUAUUGUGUAAUGGUCACAGUAUCUGGUGUCAAUAGACUGGAUCGUACAGUGUACCUUCCAUUCUGGCCAGAACACAGAGUGUGGUUAGCACUGUAGUUAAAUAAUGAAGUAACUCUCAAACCACCAAAGGUGGUAGAUGCAUCAUAAACUAAUGGGACUCUCAAACUGGACUAGAAUCAAAACUGAGACCAAAUGGAUGUUGCCUGUUCCUGAGGACUUCCUCUUCCCUCGAUCCAAUCAGUGUCAAGAGAACUAAACUACCCAGGAUUUGCACGUUCUAACGGGGAGCCAUGAUGUCAAUAUUUUGUAGAAGAUACCUUUUUUUGUCUAUAUUUUUAUACUGACUUUGGUUUCUGACUAGAAAUGGCACUAAUUCUGUGCCAGAGGGCUGUUAUAGCCUCAGAAUAUAUUUCCAUGUGUGUAUAUUUGUAGCUAUGUAACAGUAUGUUUGAACUGUAUGUUGGUUGUAUCUCAUGUACUUAACCAUUAAUGUGUUUUUGGAACAAAACAAAGCUCUUUCUUUCUAUUAGUGUGAUUGAUUGGGGGGAUAUUCUGUCAUUUCUUGUAAAUAUUUAUUACAGAGGAGUGAAAAAGGAGCUUGCCUUGAUGGAAGAACAAAAAUAAUCUGGUAGCGUGUUGGAUCCCUCUCAUAAUAAUUCAGUGUGCCAUAUGUGUGUCCCAAAUGGCACCUAUUCCCUAUAUAAUGCCCUACCUGGUCAAAAGUAGUGCACUAUAAAGGGAAUAGGGUACCAUCUGGGAUGCAAUUGUAGUCUUUUGAGUCUUGUUUGAAGGGAUCAGUCACACAUGUUCUCAUGUCCUAUACACGUUCCUUUGCUUCUUCCCUCCAGUCUAGUUGAGGUCCUUCCUUUCAGGUGUCCUUAAUCCCUUAAUCACGAUGAGCCUUACAGGUCUACUUGGUAUUCUAGUGGCACAGUAGACACAGACAAGGGCAGAACUACUCAGACAUAGACAGACAGGGGAGGUCAGAAAGAUUAUAGAGACCAGCAGGAAUAGAACUAAGAAAAAAACCAAUGUAAUGUAAUUCAGCAGACCGGUCUAGUUGUUAUUCUAGAGGCAGCUAAACUGCAGUUGCAGUUGCUGCUAAACACCUGCAACUGUCAUAUCCUGCAAUAUAGAACAAAAUAUUUCCUUAAAAGUUGAUAAAUAAAGUAAACACAUUUUUUUGGCACAGCCAGGACACAGGUUGGCGCAGCGCCCCUCAUACAUUCUUUGUGGAAAACCCUGAGGUUUGAGUAGGGGUUUUUGGUGUACCUCUGACCAACUGAAUAAGGGUUGUGUGUGUACCUCUGACAGACUGUAUAAGGGUUGUGUGUGUACCUCUGACAGGCUGUGUAAUGGUUGUGUGUGUACCUCUGACAGGCUGUGUAAUGGUUGUGUGUGUUCCUCUGACCAACUGAAUAAGGGUUGUGUGUGUACCUCUGACAGGCUGUGUAAGGGUUGUGUGUGUUCCUCUGACAGACUGUGUAAGGGUUGUGUGUGUUCCUCUGACAGACUGUGUAAGGGUUGUGUGUGUUCCUCUGACAGGCUGUACAAGGGUUGUGUGUGUACCUCUGACAGACUGUAUAAGGGUUUUGUGUGUACCUCUGACAGACUGAAUAAGGGUUGUGUGUGUACCUCUGACAGACUGUAGCUCACUAAGCUCAUCUCAGUAUCAAUGGGAUUCUCUCCAGCAUCCUGGACCAGGAGAAGCUUUUAGCAACAGAUAUUUUCAUAAUUUCUUUGCAGGGGAUGUUCCACAAAGCCAGAUGAAUCUCUGAAAUACUGCUCUUCAAAUCACAUGCAGGACUGAAACUAGAAAGAACACUAAUCAAAACGGUGUUGUUGAGAUUGCUUAUCUGUUCUCUCUUAGCUUAUCUGUUCUCUCUUAGUUCCUUCUCUGAACUACAGUAAUGUAAGUUAUCAAUAUUGUUAGUUUCCAGUAUUGUUAGUUUUCACUACGCCUGGAGUUAGGUGUAACUAGCUACAAACAAGUGUCUGUUGAGAUACCACUUCUUGGUAUCAGAAUGUAACACCAAACUGAGUCCCAAAUGGCACCCUAUUCCCUAUAUAGUACUUUUGACCAGGGCUCUAUUGGGGUAUUUUCCUCCGUAAAAAGAGUGCACUUCCCUAUACAGUAGUUCACUAAGUUAUUUGGGAUGCAACACAUGUAGACCUGCAUGACCUUCAGCUUGUAGCUUACUGUCUGUUGUCUGAUAGAAAAACACGUUCAAUUUCAGUGGUUUUGGCAGCCUGCACUAAAUACCCCUGUGUAAGGUUGUAUUUAUGGUUAGCUAGCCUUCUGCCAUGGACUAAAUCGGGAGACUCCAUUUUCCUUCAUUCAUCACGGUGGAGCUUCUUCCAGGCUGACAGUUUGAGUCUUUGUACCGUUUUUAAUUGUUAACAUGUUAAAUGAAGAAACGUUACCUUUAUUGGCUCUGAGAAACUACACUACAUCCUUGAGACACAGAGGCUAUGUUCCAAAUGGCACCUUAUUCCCUAUAGAGUGUGCUGCAAAAGUAGUGCUCCAUGGACGGAAUAGGGUGCCAUUUGGAACACUCAGUGAUGGAUGCUAAUUAGUACUCAGCCCCACUCCAACUUAGAAAUCUUUAAAAGUGUUUAAGUCAUGUUAAACUGCCCUUAAAACACAAGGCUAUUUACAGUUGAAGUCGGCAGUUUACAUACCCCUAGGUUGGAGUCAUUAGAACUCGUUUUUCAACCACUCCACAAAUUUCUUGUUAAUAAACCAUCGUUUUGGCAAGUCGGUUUGGACAUCUACUUUGUGCAUGACACAAGUCAUUUUUCCAACAAUUGUUUACAGACAGAUUAUUUCACUUAAAAUUCACUGUAUCACAAUUCCAGUGGGUCAGAAGUGUACAUACACUAAGUUGACGGUGCCUUUAAACAGCUUGGAAAAUGCCAGAAAAUGUCAUGGCUUUAGAAGCUUCUAUUAGGCUAACUAGCAUCAUUUGAGUCAAUUGAAAGUGUACCUGUGGAUCUAUUUCAAGGCCUACCUUCAAACUCAGUGCCUCUUUGCUUGACAUCAUGGGGAAAUCAAAAGAAAUCAGCCAAGACCUCAGAAAGAAUUGUAGACCUCCACAAGUCUGCUUCAUCCUUGGGAGCAAUUUCCAAACGCCUGAAGGUACCAUGUUCAUCUGUACAUACAAUAGUAAGUGUAAACACCAUGGAACCACGCAGCAGUCAUACCGCUCAGGAAGGAGACUUGUUCUGUCUCCUAGAGAUGAACGUACUUUGGUGUGAAAAGUGCAAAUCAGCCCCAGAACAACAGCAAAGGACCUUGUGAAGAUGCUGGAGGAAACAGGUACAAAGGUAUCUAUAUCCACAGUAAAACAAGUCCUGUAUCGACAUAACCUGAAAGGUAGCUAAGCAAGACUACGGUUUGCAACUGCACAUGGGGACAAAGAUUGUACUUUUUGGAGAAAUGUCCUCUGGUCUGAUGAAAGAAAAAUAGAACUGUUUGGUCAUAAUGACCAUCGUUAUGUUUGGAGGAAAAAGGGGGAUGUUUGCAAGCCGAAGAACACCAUCCCGACCGUGAAGCACGGGGGUGGCAGCAUCAUGUUGUGUGGGUGCUUUGCUGCAGGAGGGACUGGUGCACUGCACAAAAUUGAUGGCAUCAUGAGGAUGGAAAAUUAUGUGGAUAUAUUGAAGCAAUACCUCAAGACAUCAGUCAGGAAGUUAAAGCUUGGUCGCAAAUGGGUCUUCCAAAUGGGCAAUAACCCCAAGCAUGCUUCCAAAGUUGUGGCAAAAUGGCUUAAGGACAACAAAGUCAAGGUAUUGGAGUGGCCAUCACAAGUCCCUGACCUCAAUCCUAAAUAAAAUUUGUGGGCAGAACUGAAAAAGCGUGUGUGAGCAAGGAGGCCUAGAAACCUGACACAGUUACACCAGCUCUGUCAGGAGGAAUGGGCCAAAAUUCAUCCAACUUGUGGGAAGCCUGUGGAAGGCUAUCUGAAACGUUUGACCCACGUUAAACAAUUUAAAGGCAAUGCUACCAAAUACUAAUUGAGUGUAUGUAAACGUCUGACCCACUGAGAAUGUGAUGAAGGAAAUAAAAGCUGAAAUAAAUCUACUAAAUAAAUCUCUCUACUAUUAUUCUGACAUUUCACAUUCUUAAAAUAAAGUGGUGCUCCUAAAUGACCUAAGACAGGGAAUUUUUACUAAGAUUAAAUAUCAGGCAUUGUGAAAAACUGAGUUUCCGACUUCCGACUUCAACUCUAUGUUUAAAAUUAAGAAGCUUGGAUAUCAUGUUGUUUUGAGCUCUUACUUUGUUCAUUCAUCAGUUUGUUAUUUAUAAAAUUGUACAUCCUCUUUCUUCCCGCACGUAGCCCAUAAUAUACUUGUUCCCCACAUAUCAUAUAUCUGCCCUGAUGUGCUAGGUGUUUGUUCUUCUUGUCAAAGUGCCUGAUUAAAGUACUUAUGUGAACACAA